CUGCCUCUACAGAGUGGUAACAAAGGAUGCAGGUGGAUAGAAGAUUGACUUACACCAGCGAGUGCUAUCUGUCGCUAAUCCCAAUUCCGCCCAGCUUCUACUGCUGCCCCUCCUUGCACACGCCCUUCACGUAAAACAAAACUCCACUAACAAGGCGUCAACUGCGCCCAAGUCAACCAAACUUUCUACAGUUUUCAGCUCUUCUGAUCGAUUGAAGUAUAAAUAUAAUUCUCUGUAGAGGGUAUCUUGGAGCUCUUGUACAGUUGUCAACUAUCAUACGUUUACAAUGGCCACAAUUCGACAUGCCCGAAGGGAGGAUGCUCCCACAAUUCUCCAGCUCAUCCAGGAGCUCGCAGAUUACGAGAAGGAGCCUGAUGCGAACAAGGCGACCGUUGAAAGCAUCCAGGCCACAGUCGCGUUCGCACCCUCCGACUCCCCUAAUGUCGACGCCUCCAUUAUCCCAGCCACCGAACCUAUAUCACCAACGAAGCCCGCUCGUUGCCUUCUCCUCUUUACCCCCGAAGGUGAAGCCGCUGGCAUGGCAUUGUACUUCUACAACUACAGCACAUGGCGCUCGCGUGCUGGUAUCUACCUAGAGGACCUAUACGUGCGCGAAUCGGCACGUGGCAAGGGAUACGGCAAGAAACUGUUGAGCACUCUGGCUAAGCAAGUCCUUGCCAUUGAUGGCGCUCGGCUUGAUUGGGUAGUUCUCAAGUGGAACGAGCCCAGCAUCAAGUUCUACGAGAGCAUUGGUGCAUACGCUAUGAACGAUUGGGUCGGUAUGCGUGUUGAUGGCGAGGGCCUGAACAAACUGGCCAAUUUAACGGAUUGAUAGGCAUAAUGGAAAACAAAACAGUCAAAUGUUCACUGAGCACGGAGGCCAUAUGAAAUGUGAUGUCUAUGACUUCUGCGUCUCAAGAGGGUUGGCCGCAGUCCUUGAUUGUGAAUAUGGCGCUCGUUGAGAUCGGGAGGGGGGGUUUGGCUUUUUACCCUUGCUAUCGACGUCCUCGAAAAUAGCCAGUUGCGCUCUUGUAGGGGGGACCGCGGGGGUUGUCAAAGCACCCCAUAUGAACUUGAGCUUGUCUGGCUUCGAAUCUGGAUCCAUCUUCGGGG
Molecule: messenger RNA, 1113 nt
Organism: Fusarium verticillioides 7600
Lineage: Eukaryota; Fungi; Ascomycota; Sordariomycetes; Hypocreales; Nectriaceae
Product: acetyltransferase
Exons: 2
Coding region: 287-832 (181 amino acids)
Biological process (GO): protein acetylation
Molecular function (GO): N-acetyltransferase activity
Source: RefSeq, a predicted model, not a curated record